UGGGGCUCUAAGCACCGACCGUGGUCGUGAAAUCGCAUUUUGCACAUGUGGAUUUAGAUUUUGCCUAAUCUAAAUAAAAUACUUUUCAAUAUCAUAGUUCGGAAGACUCGGUCUAGUCAAGAAGAGUGGUCACGAUGUCAACUUUUAAGAAUGCGGCUAAAUCACGUCAGAAGACACAUAGAGAGCGCUCUCAGCCGUCAAGCAGAGCUCACCUUGGUAUUUUGGAGAAGAAGAAAGACUACAAAACAAGGGCACUCGAUUUCCAAAAAAAGCAAAGCACCCUCAAAGCUUUGAAAAGGAAAGCACUUGACAGAAAUCCAGAUGAAUUCUACUUCAAAAUGGUCAAGACUAAGUUAAAGGAUGGUGUCCAUCACUGUGAAGAUGACAAUCCAAUAUACACUGAUGACCAGUUGAAACUAAUGGCAGGUCAGGACAUCAAGUAUAUCAAGUACAAAGCCACAACAGAAAUGCGGAAAAUUUCGAAGCUAAAGAGUACUCUACACAUGCUUGAUGGUGACAGGAAACCAAAAAAUAAACACACCUUUUUCGUAAAUUCCAAAAAAGAAGUGUCCACAUUUGACCCUGCUAAGCAUCUUGGAACCCACCCUACAUCACUUGACAGAAUAUACAACAGACCCACAAAGGAUACAUUAAAGAAACAAGAGUUUGAUGCUGAAAUAUUACAGAAAAGUGCUUGGAAGAGAAGGCAAAAGUAUAAGGAGUUGUCGACUCGUGUUGAACGAGAAAAAGUGUUGAAAAUUACUUCCCGGAAAAUGGAGAUGCAAACACAUCUGAUGGAUAAAUUAUCCAAAAGGACUCUAGUCAAGGAUGAAAGUAAAGAAUCUGCUGCUGUAUAUCAAUGGGAGCAACGCAGGAAAAAGUGAUGCCAUUCUUGAGAGGACUUUAUGAUCUUAUGACAUUCAUACAAAGCUGCAUAUUCAGCUCUCAGUGUUCUCGCAGCCAAGAUGAAUCCCAGUUGUAUUUUUUCUAUGAAUGUGUGAAAGACAAGGUUACUUGAAGUUGAAGUCUGUAUGCCAUGUUUGUCUUCAUGUAAUUGGGAGAAUUAAUACCAUACUGAGUUCUGUAAACCUUCUGUUAAAUCUUUUUGAUGCUAAAUUUGGCACAUAUGCUCAUUUUCUGUUGGUGAUAGACAUAAUAUUGUGUUUGCUGCCAAAAUUUAACGGUUUAUGCGUCAGGUUUGAAAUUUUUCGUGAUUUUUAAGUUUGCGUUUAUUGCUGUAUUUGCAAAAAUGACAAAAUAAAAUGCUUGCAGAAUUUCAUAGUUUACUGUACUUUAUUUGUUGAUAGGCUUAAAGCCAUAUUAAUACUUUGAGGCGCGAUGAUCGGUGUCAGCAUUUUGUAUAAUUUAAUUAUCAUGCCACAGAGGUGCAAAAAUCAAAAGUACAGAACACAGACGCAGAUAGUUGCGCAUCUGAGUAACAAGUUGGCUUAAGUUUGUCUAAAUAAGAUUUUUAAUUUACGCACUUCAGUCAGUCUAUGAGAUUAGAAAAGAUGCACGCACCAAUUUUUUAGUGUUGACAAAAAAUGUUGUCUGGAUUUCAAUAAAUUCGCUGUGAAUUAUCAUUUUCUGAAAUAUUCAUCCACUAGGUCCAUUAUGAAUGUCAUUUCUGCAUCAUUAGGGGCUCUCUACACUGUAAAAAUCUGAUUGGACAUUUAUGAAGGUUUUUAGUUCACCAUAGGCAGAGUGUCGGGUCACGGCAAGUUAGCUCUCUCUGGUAAUUAACUGUAAGUCAUGAUGAAGCCCAGUUUAAUUCAGCAAUAAACUGAGCCAAGGUGCAAAACAAUAAUAGAAUGAUCAAUAAUUCAACAAAAAAUAUACUCAGCACAUGCGGUUAACCUUAAAUUUAUUGGGUAACAAAUACAAACAAUAUAAAUUGUUGACUUAUUGUAGCCGCACCGAUCCAAACAUGGCAGAUAAACCAAGGGAAAUGACUUAAAAAAAUUCCAUAGAUAAUAAUGAGGAUUGUUCUUGACUUCUAUUUCAAUAAGUUGCUGUACUACAAGUUGCCGUAAAAUUUGGAACUACAAAAUAUUACCACUUGCUUAGUACAAAUCACUAUAAGGAAAGCCUAUUUUUAACCAACUCAGAUGCCAGAGAUGCUGUGGAAACGAAUAUGUGAAUUAACACUGUUAUAUUCUCCAGAUGCAGAGAUGAUGUUGUAGUCUAUCAUCAAAAGAACUGUAAAAGUAUUUAAUAAAACAAUUCUACCUAAUAAACUGUGUUGUGCG
Molecule: messenger RNA, 2249 nt
Organism: Lineus longissimus
Lineage: Eukaryota; Metazoa; Nemertea; Pilidiophora; Heteronemertea; Lineidae
Product: probable U3 small nucleolar RNA-associated protein 11
Exons: 8
Coding region: 135-884 (249 amino acids)
Biological process (GO): rRNA processing
Cellular component (GO): nucleolus; small-subunit processome
Source: RefSeq, a predicted model, not a curated record